AUGAAACGAUGCGAUUUGGAGCCAAAUCACUCACAUUUUUUGUUAUUUGACGGUGAAGCGUCCAGUGCUCAUAGUGUUCUGUUCCAACGAGCCGAAAUUGAAAAGCAUUCACGGCGAAUUAAUGCAACAAUGGGUGCAUUCACGCCAAUUGUCAUGGUUCUUGUUGAAGGUGGAGCAUUGUCGAUUCGAACUAUUUGUCAAGCACUAGAAUCGAAUACUCCAUUGGUCGUUGUUAAAGUGAGUACAUGA
This is a messenger RNA of Rotaria sp. Silwood2, 249 nucleotides long. NCBI's taxonomy places the organism in Eukaryota, Metazoa, Rotifera, Eurotatoria, Philodinida, Philodinidae. The record is from the annotation of a GenBank genome assembly.